Molecule: messenger RNA, 2808 nt
Organism: Anopheles coustani
Lineage: Eukaryota; Metazoa; Arthropoda; Insecta; Diptera; Culicidae
Gene: Rs1
Product: probable ATP-dependent RNA helicase DDX27
Exons: 2
Coding region: 115-2715 (866 amino acids)
Molecular function (GO): RNA helicase activity; ATP binding; nucleic acid binding
Source: RefSeq, a predicted model, not a curated record
GAAUGAAUUUUGUAAACACACGUGCGUUUGGCAUUCAUUAAAAUCUCGUUUUUGUAGGGUUUAUAUUUCACACCGUGCUGUUCUAUCGUGGCGUUAGCAGGAAAACUUAGCAAAAUGAAGAAAGAUAAAAAACAGAAAACGCUUGCCAAGCAGGCAAAAGAGGCCGCCACAACGAAUGGUAAAGCCCUGGGCGAAGAGGACGUGAUCAAGGCGAGCUGCGAUCUGGACCUCAUCAAAACGAUCAACGAGAACGACGAGGUGGAAGAUUUCUCCGAGGAGUCCGACGCGGAGGUCGAGUAUCAGCCGACGAAGAUAAAGAAUCAGAAGAAAGGGGAUUUCGAUGCCGACUUCCAGUUUGUGUCGUCGAUAAAGGAGUAUAACCACGACACGUGGGACGACCUGAUGCGGUUCGUGAAACGCAAGAAUCGUGGCAAAGUGGACGACAAGAUUGCCGACGUGAUAAAGAACCGCACCAAGGAGGAUGCGGAGGUGCUGGGCAAGGAUGAGGACGAGGCUGAACGGACGUUCAAUCAGGAGGUCGAUCUGUCCGACGAUGAGCUGAAGCACGAUUACAUGAAGGUGAAGGAGCGCAAGGGCAAGAAGCGCCAGCAACAAAAUGGGACCGCUCCAGCGACGACGGUCGAAGUGAAGGAAGAAACGGAAGACGGUGUAGCCGACUACUUCGAGGAGAUGGAAGACGCGAACCAGCAGAUACAGUCGUUCUACCAGAUGGACCUGUCGCGCCCAUUGAUGAAAGCGAUCGGUGCCCUGGGCUACAUCUACCCGACGCCAAUCCAGGCGUCCACCAUUCCGAUCGCACUGAUGGGCCGUGAUAUUUGCGGUUGCGCCGCGACCGGUACGGGCAAAACGGCCGCCUACAUGUUGCCGACGGUGGAGCGUUUGCUGUACAAGCCGAACGCGGCCCAGGCUGUGACGCGCGUGCUGGUGCUGGUGCCGACGCGAGAGCUCGGUGCACAGGUUUACCAGGUAGCUAAACAGCUGACGCAGUUCACCAACGUGGAGGUGGGCAUCGCGAUCGGUGGAUUGGACGUGAAGGCACAAGAGACAGUGCUGCGGUCAAACCCGGACAUUGUCAUCGCAACACCGGGUCGGUUGAUCGAUCACAUUAAAAAUACGCCUAGCUUCACGCUGGAUUCGAUUGAGAUCCUGAUUCUCGAUGAAGCGGAUCGUAUGCUGGACGAGUACUUUGCCGAGCAGAUGAAGGAAAUCAUUCGCAGCUGUUCGGCCACCCGACAGACGAUGCUCUUCUCCGCCACGAUGACGGAGGAGGUGAAGGACCUGGCGGCGGUGUCGCUCAAGAAGCCAGUGAAAAUCUUCGUCAACAACAACCAGACGGUGGCGUUCAACCUGCGCCAGGAGUUUAUCCGUGUGCGCGAAGGCCGUGAAGCGGAUCGCGAGCCCAUUCUGGCGGCCCUCGUGUGCCGUACCUUCCACGAUCACUGCAUGGUGUUCGUGCAGACGAAGCGUACCGCCCAUCGAUUGCGUAUCCUGCUCGGGCUGCUGGGGGUACAGGCGGGCGAGCUGCACGGUGACUUGACGCAGGCCCAGCGUCUCGAGUCGCUGAAGCAGUUCAAGGACGAACAGAUCGAUAUCCUGGUAGCGACCGAUGUGGCGGCCCGUGGUUUAGAUAUCAGCGGCGUAAAGACGGUGAUCAACUUCGUUAUGCCGCCGACUUUGGAGCACUACAUCCAUCGCGUCGGUCGUACGGCCCGUGCGGGGAAGGCGGGUGUGUCGGUGUCGCUUGCCGGCGAGGCUGAGCGUAGGAUCGUGAAAGACAUCAUCAAAAACGCGACGAACCCGGUCAAGAACCGUAUCAUUCCGGCCGAAAUUAUCGAAAAGUACCGGCGCAAGGUGGCCACGCUGGAGCCGGAAAUCGACAAGGUGCUCGCGGAGGAACGGGCGGAAAAGAUUCUGCGCCAGACGGAGCAGCAGCUGACCAGCGCCGAGCGCAAGCUGAAGGGCCUGCAGGGGACGAAUACCCCGAACGCACCGCCCCGCGAGUGGUUCCAGUCGAGUCGUGAGCGUCGCGAUGAGAAGGACCGGCUAGCCGGCGACGAGGCCCUAGCGAAGAGGAAAGAGGCCCGUCUGGAGGCCGCCAAAAAGCGCAAACGACGCAACGGUGACGACGAUGAUGAUUUCGAUCCCGUCGAGUACCAUAGGCAGAAGAUGUUGAAGCUCAAAUCGGGCGAAGGCGCGGGGAAAACGAAAAAGCCGGGACACGCCAACGCCUCCGAUAACAAACACCCGAAUGUGCUGGCCAAGCAGCGCGCUCUCGAGGAACUGCGCAAGGUGUCGAUGGUGCAGGCUAAGCUGGCGAAGAUUCGUAAUCGGCCGGCGCGUCUUACGGCCACCGCUGAGGAUGUCGACGAGCGCACGACGUCGAACAACUCUGGCGGCCGCCAAAAGAGACAGAAGAAGACCACUCGCUUCGAGCGCGAUCUGACCGAUGUGCGGAACAAGAACGUGAAAAAGCUGCGGUACGACGCGUCCAAGAAGCAGAAGAUGGACAAGCUGGACAAGCGCAAGUUGAGUGGAAUGAAGGUAAGCACGGAGAAGAUCCGCAAUAAGCAGGGCCUGAAUAAGUUCAACAAGGGCAAAGUGUUCGGUCAGAGGGGUGUGAAGCCAAAGGCGGGGGCCGGUGAGAAGACAGCAGGUCGUGGUGGGAAAAAGGGAGGUGGCGGAAAAAGGAAGUAAACUCAACUGAGCGUGCACGACGGAAGGAGGGAGGGAAAGUAAGUUUGUUUGAGAAAGAGUAAAUAAUAAAAUUUAUGUAUAAUAUCUACACUA